Messenger RNA from Cryptomeria japonica (Japanese cedar), 1610 nucleotides. RefSeq lists its product as uncharacterized. The transcript has a single exon. Lineage: Eukaryota; Viridiplantae; Streptophyta; Pinopsida; Cupressales; Cupressaceae. Bases 290 to 1177 code for a protein of 295 amino acids. The record is from RefSeq and is a predicted model, not a curated record.
AGUGAGGUCCAUUCCCCACAACCUAACCACUCACUAAACACAAAUCUCAAUCUAUCUUAACCAGUGGUGUACUCUCAUUCAUGCCCAUCUGCCCUCUCUCCUGCUUCUUCUUCUGUCUCUACUGUUAGAACGCCGUUCAUUUGCAGCUCCCCAAUGUGUACUCUCUCAUAACAACGUGGCCCUCCAUUCACUGUACGCCCAUAUUCCUACCGUUCAUCAUUCAUGACCUCGUGAUCAGAUCAUCAUCGUAUUGUAGCUUUGCUUUGCUUCCCCACUUUCAUUCUCUUUUAUGUUUCCACAACUGCAACUACAACUAGGUUUGAUGGGUCGGUUGGAUUGGGUGAGACCUUUCUUUGCAAUGCAAGGAAAUCAACAUUCUACCUCAAGGGCUGAUGAGAUAAUGGCAAAGUACAGGCCAAUUGCUCCCAAACCCCCUCUUCUAACGACUUCCAGUUUAGGUAAGCCAACUAAUUCUUCUGACUCUACUAUUUCUGCCUUGGAUUUUCUUUCAUCUUUCAGUAAUACCCACAAGAGAAGAUAUUGUAAUGGUGGCUACAAUAGAAGUCAUGGGUACAAGAGGAGGGCAUCUGAUUGUUUUCAAGGGCAUUCACCCAGAGUCCUGAAGAAAUCAAGAGGAUGCCCCAGUAUACCCUCUGAGGGAAAAAUCAACCGCGAUAUUAAAAUUCCUAGGGUUGAAGUUGAUGGGCCUGAAGUUUUGCAGACAUCAAUGAUUGAUAAAGAAUUGGAGACUUUGGAGAGUGGAGAGGCCAAUGCUUUUAAUCGAAGCAGUGUUUUGGAUAAAAGAUAUGGUGGAUCUGACCAAUGGGUUGGCAUAAAAAUGGUGAUGGAGUCAAUUGGGGAGGUGGGUGUUGAGAAUCCUGCAUCAAACGUACAAGAUGUGAGUGUGCCUAAAGUUGCAGAGACUCAAUGUGGUUGUGGGUCUGCAAAAUUUUUUGUUUUCCCUAUCGUUGGUGAUAUUCAUCAGGAAGAGGAGAAGAAUCUGGUUACUCUUCCACUCCUUCCACAGACACCACCGUUGCAGAAAGCUUCUAUUGCAUCGUUGAGACUUUUUGGUAGAGAUCUCAGCCAUAGGGAAGUUGGGUCCUGCCAAAUUAGUAAUAAUGAAAGCCCAAAGCCGGAAAAGGUUGUACCCAUUGUUGGCCUUUCAUUCAUCUGAGCGAUGUAUUGUAUUGUAUUGUAUUGUAUUGUAUUGUACGUCCUUUGUUGGUCAUUUUGUUGUUGGAUAGUUACUGUGUGGAAGUUUUAUAGUUCAGGUUUGUAUAUUAGAUUCGAGAGGAUGUCAGAAGCUGCCCAGGUCAAGAGUUGUAUCAGAUUAGAUACCAUUAUCUCUUGGUCCUUUCCCUCUGCAAAUCUGUCUUGUAUAUUACACUGGAUUUGAAGCUGUCUAGAUCUAGAGUAAAUGUGUAGAAACUGCUAGGAAUGACCAGAGCAAAAGAAAAUCUGUAGAUGCAUAGAUCAGGUCUUGCAGUCCAUAAGAACGCCCAAAUACAUUAUGUAAAUAUAUGGAUCAUAUCUUACUAGCGUCCAGAAACCUAUGUAAGUAUUGUUAAAUACCAUGUUUGAUAAUAAUAUAAUACCAUUUUCAUGCA